GCAGGGCGAAGGGAAAGUAUGGAGAGGGGAAGGGAGUGGAGGGGGCCGGGACUCUGGCGGCGGAAGGCAUUCAAUGGCGGCGGAACCCAACAGCCGGCCGUGACUGUGAGAGCUUCGCGUCACAUGCCAAGAGCUUCAGGACACCUUGCUUCUACCCUCGUUGUUCUCUCGCUGACCCUUUCUCCUUCUUCUUACCUCCUCGUGAUGCAUUGCUACUAUUAGCACUUCUUUGAUCGCCCCGCAUAUUUUCAUCCUCCGCCAUGAUGUUGCAGCCCAGUUCUGCGUUGGUUCUCGUCGCGUCACUUCUGGCGGCCCUGCCCGUCAACGCUGAUGGAUUGUAUACCAAGAAAUCCCCGGUCCUGCAGGUCAACCACAAGAAUUAUGACCAGCUGAUCGCCAACUCCAACCACACUUCGAUCGUAGAAUUCUACGCGCCCUGGUGCGGUCAUUGCCAGAACCUCAAACCCGCCUACGAAAAAGCCGCCAAGAACCUCGAGGGACUGGCCAAGGUCGCGGCCGUGAACUGCGAUGAGGAUGAGAACAAACCCUUCUGCGGCCGCAUGGGCGUCCAGGGCUUCCCGACCCUCAAGAUCGUCACUCCCGGCAAGAAGCCCGGCAAGCCCCGCGUCGAAGACUACAAAGGCGCUCGCAGCACCAAAGCCAUCGUCGAAGCCGUCGUCGACCGAAUCCCCAACCACGUGAAGCGCGCCACGGACAAGGACCUGGACACCUGGCUCGCGCAGGAGGAAGAAACCCCCAAGGCCAUCCUCUUCACCGAGAAAGGCACCACCAGCGCUCUCAUUCGCGCCCUGGCCAUUGACUUCCUCGGCUCCAUCCACGUCGCUCAAGUCCGCAACAAGGAGUCCGAGGCCGUCGAGAAAUUCGGCAUCACCGAGUUCCCUACCCUCGUCCUGCUCCCCGGAGGCGACCAAGACCCCAUUGUCUACGACGGCGAGCUGAAGAAAGCACCCAUGGUCGAAUUCCUCAGCCAAAUCGCCGCUCCGAACCCGGACCCCGCUCCCAAGUCCCCCAAAUCCUCCACCCCCCGCGAUACCCAGAAACCCGUCGAAUCCCCCGACCCGAAGAUCGUCCCCGACGACGCCAAGGAAGCCAAACCCGCCAGCGUCCCCAUCCCAGCUCCCUCCAUCGAUACCCUGCCCACCGCAGAGGCCCUCGAAGCCGCCUGCCUGCUGCCCAAAUCCGGCACCUGCAUUCUAGCCCUCCUCCCCGAACCGACUGAGCCGGACGCAGACCUCCCCAGCCCAGCCAAGGACGCCCUUCUCAGCCUCUCCGAGAUCUCUCACAAAUACUCCGUCCGCCGGCACAAGCUCUUCCCCUUCUACAGCGUCCCCGCCAUCAACAGCGGCUCUCAGACCCUUCGCGCUGCCCUCGGCCUUCCCGAAGACCAAACCUCCGUCGAGAUCAUCGCUCUGAGCGGCCGUCGCGGCUGGUGGCGCAGAUACGACUCCGCCGAAGGCGCCGAGUACGGUCAGGACCGGGUCGAGGCCUGGAUCGAUGCCGUACGACUCGGUGAGGGCGAGAAGGAGAAGUUGCCCGAGGGUGUCAUUGUCGAAGAGAAGGUUGAGGAGCAGCCCGCGGCCGAUCACGACGAAUUGUAAAUUAUCCACUAUGCCGGAGUAGCGUGCAUGAUUUGUUGUUGUUGUUAGUUUUAUUAGCCAAGGUGUUUUGUUAUUUAGGUAGAGACCAACAAGUACUACAAGUACUAGGAUUCGGAUUGGAAACAUUCCUUGCUCCCUAGUUGGGUUGUAUUUUACUUCGGGUACUUGAUAGAUUACUUACUACUGUAUGCCUAAAAUACUUGAUCUUUACAUCAGAGCAAGGAAAGGAAAGAAAG
This is a messenger RNA of Aspergillus ibericus CBS 121593, 1855 nucleotides long. Its product is annotated as putative disulfide isomerase. Gene Ontology annotation, molecular function: protein-disulfide reductase activity; protein disulfide isomerase activity. The transcript has 3 exons. Gene Ontology annotation, biological process: response to endoplasmic reticulum stress. The coding region runs from base 261 to 1619 and encodes 452 amino acids. Gene Ontology annotation, cellular component: endoplasmic reticulum lumen. The record is from RefSeq and is a predicted model, not a curated record. NCBI's taxonomy places the organism in Eukaryota, Fungi, Ascomycota, Eurotiomycetes, Eurotiales, Aspergillaceae.